GACAUUUAUUCCAUUGAGGCGCUGUCCUUGGCACUCGCCGAGUUCAAGGGGGCCGUCCUUCUCAUCACGCACAACCGGGAUCUUUUGCGGAAGGUGGCGAAGGAGCUCUACGUCGUCUCCAAGCGCCAAAGGCGGCUCUGCCUCGUCAGCCGCGCCCUCCCCGACGGGCCGCCCCUGGACGUCCCCUCCUUCGCGGAGCUCUCCCCCAGGGCCAAAGCCGGAUGUACAGAAGCCGGGAAGCGGGAGAAGGGAGCGAAGCCCCUGAGCCCCAAGGCCCCGAAGCCGGAGCCUCCGAAGGAGGCAAGCGGAUACCCGGAGGGGCCGCUGCCGCCCUGGCUGCGGCCCGGGCGCCGCGCAGCCAGGGCCAGCCCUUGA
Molecule: messenger RNA, 375 nt
Organism: Symbiodinium natans
Lineage: Eukaryota; Dinophyceae; Suessiales; Symbiodiniaceae
Source: the annotation of a GenBank genome assembly